AUAGAAACAUUUCUUACACCCCCAACCCCACCCAAAAGCUUCCCCUUUCUUCUUCCAACUCUCUCUCUUUCCUCCCCUUACUUCUCCCAUUAGAAACCCUAAUCUUCGGUUUAAAGCGGAAAUUAUUCUAGGAUUUUUCUUUCUUUCGACGUUGGAUCCCUAAAUUUAGCGAUGAGUGCUCAGAAGAAAAGGAACUUUAAGAUCGAGGCGUUCAAGCAUCGAGUGGAGGUGGAUCCUAAGUACUCGGAGAAGACAUGGAAGAUUCUCGAGCAUGCGAUCCACGAGAUCUACAACCAAAACGCCAGUGGAUUGAGCUUCGAGGAGCUGUACAGGAAUGCUUACAAUAUGGUCCUUCACAAAUAUGGAGAAAAGCUCUAUAGUGGGCUUGUGACCACCAUGACUUGGCAUCUGAAAGAAAUGUCAAAAUCUGUCGAGGCAGCUCAGGGGGGUUUUUUCCUCGAGGAGUUGAACAGAAAAUGGGGGGAUCACAAUAAGGCGUUGCAGAUGAUUCGGGACAUUUUAAUGUAUAUGGACAGGACUUUUGUUACCACGACGCACAAAGUACCAGUCCAUGAGCUUGGUUUAAAUCUAUGGAGGGACAACAUCGUCCACACCAGUAAAAUCCAGACCAGAUUAAUCAGCACUCUUCUUGACCUCAUUCAGCAAGAAAGGACUGGUGAAGUCAUAAACCGGGGCUUAAUGAGGAGUAUAACAAAGAUGCUUGUGGAUCUUGGUUCUUCUGUAUACCAAGAAGAUUUUGAGAAGCCAUUCUUAGAUGUGUCAGCCAGGUUUUACAGUGUUGAGUCUCAGCAGUUUAUAGAAUGCUAUGAUUGUGGUGAUUACCUCAAGAAAGCUGAGAGACGGCUCAAUGAAGAGAUGGAGAGAGUUUCUCACUACUUAGACCCGAAAACUGAGUCAAAACUCACCCAAGUGGUUGAGAAGGAGAUGAUUGCGAACCAUAUGCAAAGAUUAGUCCACAUGGAGAAUUCUGGCCUUGUGAGUAUGCUAAUUGAUGAUAAGUAUGAAGACUUAGCUAGAAUGUACAAUUUGUUUCGUCGAGUUCCAGAAGGUCUUUCAACAAUCCGAGAUGUGAUGACGUCCCACCUCAGGGAAACUGGGAAGCAGUUGGUAUCUGAUCCGGAGAGGCUAAAAGAUCCUGUUGAUUUUGUUCAACGACUUCUUGACGAGAAGGAUAAGCAUGAUAAGAUUAUUAACACGGCAUUCAACAAUGAUAAGACGUUCCAAAAUGCUUUGAACUCCUCAUUUGAGUACUUCAUCAAUCUGAAUAAUAGAUCCCCCGAGUUCAUCUCCCUAUAUGUCGAUGAUAAGCUCCGGAAAGGUCUGAAAGGGGUCAGCGAGGAGGAUGUGGAGAUUAUUCUUGACAAGGUGAUGAUGCUGUUCCGUUACUUGCAAGAAAAGGAUGUGUUUGAAAAAUAUUACAAGCAACACUUGGCAAAAAGGCUUCUUUCAGGAAAAACAGUUUCUGAUGAUGCUGAGAGAAGCCUAAUAGUUAAGCUUAAGACGGAAUGUGGGUACCAGUUCACUUCAAAACUAGAAGGGAUGUUCACAGACAUGAAGACAUCUCAGGAUACAAUGCAAGGAUUCUAUGCAAGCCAGUCUGCUGAUAUUGCUGAAGGCCCAACAUUAGUUGUACAAGUUUUAACUACUGGGUCUUGGCCAACUCAACCUAUUACGACCUGCAACCUUCCUACAGAAAUAUUGGGGGUUUGUGAGAAGUUCAAAAGCUACUAUCUUGGGACCCACACUGGUCGGAGAUUGUCUUGGCAAACAAACAUGGGCACAGCUGACCUGAAAGCAACCUUUGGAAAGAACCAAAAGCAUGAACUAAAUGUGUCUACUUACCAAAUGUGUAUCUUGAUGCUGUUCAACUCUACAGAGCGGCUGAGUUGUAAGGAGAUUGAACAAGCCACAGAAAUUCCCGCUUCAGAUUUAAAACGGUGUCUUCAAUCUCUUGCUUGUGUGAAGGGUAAGAAUGUUUUGUGCAAAGACCCGAUGAGCAAGGAUAUAGCUGAAGAUGAUGUUUUCUUUGUUAAUGAUAAGUUUUCGAGCAAGCUAGUCAAGGUGAAGAUUGGGACAGUUGUAGCUCAGAAAGAGUCAGAGCCAGAGAAGCAUGAGACAAGGCAAAGGGUGGAAGAGGACAGAAAACCCCAGAUUGAGGCUGCAAUUGUUAGGAUUAUGAAGUCGAGAAGGGUUUUGGAUCAUAAUAAUAUAGUUGCAGAAGUCACGAAGCAGUUGCAGGCGAGGUUCUUACCGAACCCUGUGGUGAUCAAGAAGAGGAUUGAGUCCCUUAUCGAGCGGGAGUUCUUGGAGAGGGACAAAGCUGAUAGAAAACUGUACCGAUAUCUUGCAUAAGACCUUUUUUUUACAAGUUUUAAUUGCUUGAUUUGGUCAAUUUGUAUGUGUUCAGAAGGUUCCUCGUGCACCUUUCUUGUGUUUUAUUUCAGUUUCGGUAUCAAUGACUUGUUUCACUUUAGAUAUGAAAACUUUCUUGUCUCGGUAAAUUCUGUAUUAUCUUUUUUUUAAUCAUGAUGCAGCAACAGCUUACU
This is a messenger RNA of Asparagus officinalis (garden asparagus), 2567 nucleotides long. RefSeq names its product cullin-3A-like. Gene Ontology annotation, cellular component: cullin-RING ubiquitin ligase complex. The record is from RefSeq and is a predicted model, not a curated record. Gene Ontology annotation, biological process: ubiquitin-dependent protein catabolic process; protein ubiquitination. Lineage: Eukaryota; Viridiplantae; Streptophyta; Magnoliopsida; Asparagales; Asparagaceae. Gene Ontology annotation, molecular function: ubiquitin protein ligase binding. The transcript has 2 exons. The coding region runs from base 172 to 2373 and encodes 733 amino acids.